Aspergillus nidulans FGSC A4 is the source of this 1471-nucleotide messenger RNA. RefSeq names its product Zn(II)2Cys6 transcription factor rglT. Bases 73 to 1338 code for a protein of 421 amino acids. The transcript is spliced from 2 exons. The record is from RefSeq and is a predicted model, not a curated record. Gene Ontology annotation, biological process: regulation of DNA-templated transcription. Gene Ontology annotation, cellular component: nucleus. NCBI's taxonomy places the organism in Eukaryota, Fungi, Ascomycota, Eurotiomycetes, Eurotiales, Aspergillaceae. Gene Ontology annotation, molecular function: DNA-binding transcription factor activity, RNA polymerase II-specific; zinc ion binding.
AAAAAUAUAUCUAAUUCUGCCGCCUCCCUAUCUAUGUAGUACUGUCUGGAUGCAAACAUAAUUUGAGGCGAAAUGCAGUACGAAGCUUACCAGUGGGGACAGUCACACCCCACCUCCACAAGCGGCUCAAUGCUCCAAGAUACUCCUACCGCCGCUUCACAGCCUGUAAAGCGACAUGCGGCGUGCGAUGAGUGCAGGAAGCGAAAACUCAAAUGCUCCGGUGAAAUCUCAGGAUGCAGCCGUUGCAUCAAGCAGUCCCUCAGCUGCCAUUACUCAGUGCAGAAGCAAAUGGGGCGACCACCAAAGAAACGGUUACGGGAGGACAAUGACGACAUAUCGCUACUUAACAUCCCCGACAAUGACCCUUGGGCCAAUUCCCAAAUAGCCCAUGUGCCUGAUUUUGGAGCAGCAAUCGCGGAUGUGUCAGAGGAGCCGCAGAUACUUUCAUCAACUCACCUAUCACCAUAUAGCUUUCCCUACCGACUAUCGACUGAUGAAGAUCACCGCCAUACAUGGCAGCUAGCGCCUAAUGAAAGCAUGAGUUCGAUCCCAGCAACAACCACUCCCUGGCCAGAUUUCUCCAGCGUCUCUGCAGCAGCGCCUAAACCUUUCAUAAUGCCGCCAGGGCUUACCCCUCCUAUAAUGCCGUCAACAGAUUCAUCACCUGAUCAAGAAUGCUCAUGUCUCUCAUAUCUUUACCUUUGUCUUAGCCAUCUUUCAUCCCUCAAACCCUUCCCUAUAUCCCAACACACAAUCUGCUCUCUAUAUAUAUCCGCCAAAACCGCUCAGUCCGUUAUUCGCUGCCAGUCAUGUCCAAAUAGAUUCGACACGGGUUUACAGAAUGUCAUGUUCACAGGCACUCUUCUCAAUGUCAUUGCUGACUCGUGGCUACGGGUCUCUAGAGCAGAGGCUUGCGAGUUGGGGAAUCAGGUCGCUCCCCCGGCGUAUGCCGCGAAAAUGAACAGAUCUCCGGACCUGAGAGGAGCUUGGAACGACUACCUCCGGCAGUUGGUGCGCUUCAGCGUUAUACGCGGGCCGAUGGAUAUAGACGCUCAAACUCCUUGCGCUCAACAGGCGCCAAGUGUGCUCGACUUGGUCGAGGAGAUGGAAGCGCGCCAGCGCCGAUGGCAUGAAUCUCCUGAUUCUCACCCGUUGCCGCCGGAUCAACGUCUGAACAUCCCGUCUGAUCAGAACUGCCUCAAUCGCGACGAGCAAGAUCUGCUUUGCAUUAGAGUGGCAAAGAGUGCGAGAAAUGUGAUAGCGAAAUUUGGCUUUCAAUCGGAUGAGUACCCUGAGAGUGUACCAUCAUUGAGUCCCGACAGUAGCAUUUCGCCCUGAUACGACCUUAUAUAUGAAUUUAGUUUAGGCGUUGGUGUUGUGGGCACUUGAUUGAAAUUUCCAAGCGAUAUAUGUGCAUUUUUGUCAAUAAUUUAGAAAGCGCUUAAUUACGAAUAUAUGCUACCUUGAUGAC